AAUACUAUGCUAGCUACGCCGUCUCAAGCCUUGCAAUCUACGAGUUCAUUGUCACUAUGGCCGACGAGAUCCGUAUCGUCUGGAAGAAGCCCGCCACUGCGUCCGCCAUUCUCCUUGGUUCGGUUCGAUGGUGCAUGCUCCUCACGGUGAUUGUGGAACUUGCGCCGCCAACUCCGAAUGGCUGCAAACCACUCGGUAUUCUGACCGACACACUCAACCUCAUUGGGUUUGUUCAGACCGGGCUCUUCGCCGCCCUGCGCGUCUUCGCGAUUUGUAACAGGAGCUAUGUCUGGUCGCUGCCCAUGUUCGCACUGAACCUGGUACCAUUCGCGAUAAACCUGAUGUACUACACAACGUCGAAAUACGGGUAUACCGUGGAGCCCUUUGUCGGUCUCACAUGUGCCGUAGAGUCGUCGUUCUCUGCGCGAACAUUCAACAUACUCGUGUACGUCAGCCGUUGCUCACUCAUCCUCGCCGACACGAUAGUGCUCGUCUUGACCUGGAUCAGGACAUUCGGAUACUGGAGGCAAACGCGCCGUGCGAACGUCAGGGCGUCGCUGACGACAUGUCUGUUGCGCGACGGUCAAGCUCUGCUAGCGAUAAAUGUUUCCCAGUUGCUUACCAUCGACUCUUCUGCGGGUGUUGUACCCCUAACCGCGUUCGUCGUCAUCCUGCCCCCGGUGCUCAUCAAUCGUUUCAUGAUUAACCUGCGUGCGGUCGAUUCGGACGCAUUAGAGCCCUCUUACGGUAGCGAUGAACAACGCGGACUGUCGACGUUGCAAUUUAGAAGGCCGGCAAAUUUCUUGGGGAAUAUUGGAGAGUCGCUGCAGGAUGGCUGGAGUGACAGCUAUCAGGGAAACAACUUGGUAGAAGAGGAUGAAGUAGAUCCUCGCGAGGACUCCACGGAGAGCAUCAGGAAAAAAA
This is a messenger RNA of Phanerochaete carnosa HHB-10118-sp, 924 nucleotides long. RefSeq lists its product as uncharacterized. The annotation marks the transcript as partial. Lineage: Eukaryota; Fungi; Basidiomycota; Agaricomycetes; Polyporales; Phanerochaetaceae. The record is from RefSeq and is a predicted model, not a curated record. The transcript has 11 exons.